Aegilops tauschii subsp. strangulata is the source of this 2520-nucleotide messenger RNA. RefSeq lists its product as uncharacterized. Gene Ontology annotation, molecular function: protein binding. Lineage: Eukaryota; Viridiplantae; Streptophyta; Magnoliopsida; Poales; Poaceae. The record is from RefSeq and is a predicted model, not a curated record.
AUUUCUGCUGCAUUUGGUAAGAGUUUGAAGAGAUACAGUACUUACUCUGUAAUAGAAAAACAGAGUGUUUUCCUCUCUUGUAGGAUAAACAACCUUGUAGUGAAAGUAGAUGUAGCUACUGUACUUGAUAAGAAUUCGUCCACCAGAAUAAACAGCAGCAUUAGUUGUUUCCAUCAGCUUCCUCUAUUCUCUCACCAUACUGUAGACCUCUCGAGUGAUUCAUCCAUUCCAGUAGCAGUGGACUGGUACCUCUCGCAUGCGGCAUCAGCGCUCUGACGACAUAACUGAAGCUAUGCUGCCGAGAACUAGCUGGUGCUUCUGGAAUCUGGACCUUGUACCGCAUCGCGCUGGGCGUGGCGCGUGCGACGAGUGCGAAUGCGCGAUCUUGCACCUGCACGAGGACUGACGCCCAUGCGCAUUCGCUUCAGAUCACAAGGCAUCAACCCCCGGGACUGGGAGCUGAAACCGGCAGGACGGCGCGCGAGCUGUGCACUGGACAAUUUGGAUCAUACUGUAAAUUUUUGACAAGACCGCAGGUGCGUGCAGGGCAGCUCCUGGGCGCGCACCGUGCAGCUGGCCGUGUCGAUUAUACUAGUCCUCCAGUUAACCGAUUAACCGACUAACCGCUCCUCGUACUCUGGAUAUGGAAACCCAACCGACUCCUUAAAACCCACCCCACUUCUAACGGCUAAGUGCUAACACCAAGACUCCGGCGGCCGGCGGAUGCCAAUUUCCCGCAGCCGGUCGACAACCCACAUCUCCUAGGAGUAGCAUAUAUACCCCACCCGCGCCGCGAGACGCUAUUCUUCCAUCUCUUCUUCGGCCUUCUGCCAAUUCGAUCAUCUUCUUGCCAUGAUGGAGAAGCCUGAGGAGCAGGAGACGGGGGCGAGGAAGCGGAAGGCGAGCAAGGACAUGGACGGGGGGCUAGGGAAGCGGAAUCCGAGCAAGAACAUGGAGGGGAGGACAGGGAAGAUGAGCAAGACGCCGCCUACAUCAGUAAGGGACCUCCCAUCAGAGAUCAUCGUCUCGGUGUUCAUGUUGCUCCCCGGCAAGUACGACCGUGUACGGAUGUCAGUUGCCUGCAAAAGCUGGAGGGCACUGUAUCUUCAAAAUCUUGGAAUGAUACCACCAGAACUGCCGUGGCUAGUCUUGCCAUCAACCACCAAACCCAUGGUUCAUAUGACCUGUGGUCCGUUCAAUUACAAGCUUGAUCUUCCAGCACCUAUCAAAGAUGAUGCAGAAUUCUGUGGGUCGCAUGAGGGAGGUUGGGCUGCCCUGGCCAUGAACACUGGAGAGAAUGUUCUUUACAACUUCAACAGUAAGGAAACAUUGCCAAUGCCAACCACAAUGCUUUUGGAGGAAGAUCUGGUGGUUCAGGCAAUAUUGAAGAUGGCUUCUUUUUCUGCUCCCCCUCUUCCAGAUCCAGCCCAAUGUGUGGUCGCUGCAGGUCUCGCCAUCACUGAGCCAGAUUCCAUUCACUUUGCUUAUUGGCAGUAUGGUGUGGGUGCUCACUGGACCCGUGUUAGUCUUGGUAGCAGGGAUGGUCUCAGCUCGCCUAUGGUCGACAUCGUAUACCACACCCAGCGUGGUUGUUUCGUAUGUCUCACAGAUGACCAAAACUUGCAUUUUCUUAAGCCGAGGUUGGGUGAUGAUGGCAUUACAGUAAUGGAGUACAGGUUCCUCAAGGUUAGUCUUGCCCAGUCCGGCAGUGAGAUGUCGAUGAUGACGAACUUUCUACAAUACAUGAACCUAGGGACCCUAUCUGGACAGUACAUUGCGCAGUCCGGGAAUGAGAUCUGGUUCAUCUCGAAAUAUCUGGACAGUUUUGGCAACGGCAACAGAACAAGGUGGUUGCGUGUGAAGAGGCUAGAGGAGCAUGGUACCAGUAAAGAGGAUACGCCGUACUGGUCUGUUGUGUGCGAGUUGCCGGGGAGGGUGCUGUUCACAGGACUUGCCUCUUCAAGGGUCUUCCAGAGGGACGACGACUUCAGUGAUCACGCAGUGUUUCUUGAUGACAGAGGCAUCCGAGUUCCAGGGCUACUGGAGGUGAUGUUCGAGCGCACCGACUCCGGAAUGUUCUCCGUGAAGUACUCCAGGGCAAAGCCGUGGCCACCUGCCGGCGGGGAAGAAGUUGCACAUGUGUCCAACAAGUGUCCACCAACCUGGUGGCUCCACUGAUAAGCAUUUCAACAGCACAACUUGUAAACGCUCCUGAACUAGAAUAGCUUUUAGAUACUUCUAUCCCCUGUGCCAUUCAUUGUUUCUCGGUCAUGGGCGAUCAGCCGCCGUUGCUUGUAGGCGAUAACGAGGAGUAAUCGCUAGGUGCAUGGCUGGGCUAGAGCCGAUCUAUUGUUGUAUGCCGAACGGUGCGGUGUUGUAAAGGCUCCUGAAUUGGAAUUACUUGAAAUACUUCCAUUCCUUUUACAGUUCGUUGUUGAUUUGUUGGUGUCCUUGUAAAAGCUCCCGAAUUGGGAUGCAAUAACUCUAGUAUUCUCCAGAGAUAAGAUUCAAUUUUUUAAA